Molecule: messenger RNA, 693 nt
Organism: Lolium perenne
Lineage: Eukaryota; Viridiplantae; Streptophyta; Magnoliopsida; Poales; Poaceae
Source: RefSeq, a predicted model, not a curated record
AUGAGGUGGCCCUCGGCGUAUCUAGGGAUUUGGAAAACCACCUGGUCGGCCACGCGCAAAAUCACCUGGCCGGCUCGCGUUUUUCCCCUCCUCCACUGCUCGCGCUCUCGUUUUUCCACCUGCCCGCCGCCACUGCCUCCUGCCCGCCGCCGCCGCCUCCUGCCCGCCGCCGCCACCUCCUACCCGCUCGCGCUGCCACUUGCCGCUCGCGCCGCUACCUGCCGCUCCCCGCCGCCCUCCUCCCGUCCUCCCGUCCUCCUGCUCUCGUUUUUCCACCUGCCCGCCGCUGCCUCCUGCCCGCCGCCACCGCCUCCUGCCCGCCGCCGCCGCCUCCUGCCCACCGCCGCCACCUCCUACCCGCUCGCGCUGCCACCUGCCGCUCGCGCCGCCACCUGCCGCUCCCGCCGCCCUCCUCCCGUCCCGGACCUCUGGCCCCCGGCCCUCCUCCCGUCGUCGCUCCUCCCGUCCCCAACCUCGCCGUCGACCGUCAUCCACAACCUCCCCGCUGGAUUUCCACCCCGACCGCUCUCGCGCCUCGCCGUCUGCCGAUCUCGCGCGCCAUGUCGCAGUGAUGCCACGCCGUCGUGGUCGACUGCAGGUCUGCAGGUCUGCAGCCUGCUCCGCUGCCGCUCGCUGCUAGCCCCUGCUCCGCCGUUUCCGCUGGUCGCCGGCUCGCUGCCACCGCUCGCCUAG